GGCUUUUUGCCUUGCUUGGUAUGAGUCGUUGGCACAAAGGUGAAAGGGUACGAAGGACUAUGGUCAACGGUUGCGAUGCGAGUGCCAGAGACCACGGGACUGGCAGCAUCGAGGCGAGAUUCCUGAUCAGGCAACUGUGCCGAACUGAAUCAUAGGCUUGGCAGAACCCUGGGUUUGCGGGCCAAAACCAGGCCUUGCAGGGUGACUGACGGUGACCUUCGAGCCCCUUUUCCACCUUCUCUUGAGUCUUGGAGCAUGCAGCAGCUCACGCCAUCAAAGCAGACAGAUCAAUUAGAUAUCUUCAGGCAUUUCCCCCGACUUGGUAGGGGGUAAUCAAUCUUCCAUUCCCGUCCUGACGCUAUCAUGUCUGUCCGUCCUGCCACAAAGGCCGACAUCCCGAUGAUGGCCGCACUUCUGGCCGCCUCCUUUGGCCCGGACCCGCUACUUCAAGUGAUGUUCCCCUACCAGUCUCAAUAUCCUCAGGCGUAUGUGCAGGCUGUCGAAGAAUAUCUGUGGUGCUGCUGGUACGACCACAGCAAACGUCUGUUCGUCUCCUAUUACGAGAGCCCCACAGAUGAUCAACAAGAUGAAGAAGGACCUGGCGACGAGCAGCAACUGCUCUUACGAAAGACGAGACCGCUUGUGAGACACAACCAAGUCCUCACAGGCGUUGCAGAAAUGGAGCGAGUGGGAAAGGGAUGGGAGCACAUCUACGGAGUCUGGGGGAGACUCGAUCCACGUCUUUUGAUCAAGCCUAUACUGCGGACUUUCUACGCUGUCCGCCGACGCCUGUUUGGCAACAAAGCAGCGGCACGACCGACACGGGAAAACCCUUCCCCCCUCACCUAUUGGAACUUCUUGCCGUCUAUAAUUCCAUUUAGCAGCCAGUUCUUCAGCGCUCCUCAUCGACAGAUACACUGGUCCCUAGAAAAUCUCGCCAUUCAUCCUGACCAUCAAGGGAAAGGCUUUGGGAGCAAGCUUGUAAAGCAAGUGUUGCAGGUGGCCAAGAACGACCCUGUCGGUGAUUUACCAGUUUGUGUCGUCGCUGCGGAUGGUAAGGAAGGGUUCUAUAAAAAGUCUGGGUUCGAAUAUCUUGUUGGCUGGAUUAGCAGGACGACGGAUGCCAAUGGCCGUGAUAAUCCUCUGAGAGCGAAUGGCGUCGGCGGAGGGGCUGUGCUUUGGACGAGAUGAUGACUCUUGAGACUUGGAGGAGGUCGAGCAGGGCCAGGUUGCAUCCAAUCUGGAGCUCAAUAUUGCGGAAGAACAGAUCAACUGACGAGGUCACUUGUGCAAGGAGACAUCUCGAUGCAGCAAUUACUGCCAUGCUGCAGUGAUGCAGAAGUAUAGGUAGUCUAAGAGAUGCUUCCCACCCCGCU
Messenger RNA from Exophiala xenobiotica, 1376 nucleotides. RefSeq lists its product as uncharacterized. NCBI's taxonomy places the organism in Eukaryota, Fungi, Ascomycota, Eurotiomycetes, Chaetothyriales, Herpotrichiellaceae. The coding region runs from base 364 to 1191 and encodes 275 amino acids. The transcript has 3 exons. Gene Ontology annotation, molecular function: acyltransferase activity, transferring groups other than amino-acyl groups. The record is from RefSeq and is a predicted model, not a curated record.